GGGAAGAGCUGAUUUUAUCUGGACAGGCAGCUCUAUAAAUGUCAUGAGACCAAGGUGAAAUUCAUUUCUUCUUCUUUCUGAUCUUCCUGAGCAGCUUCAUGGAGCCAGUGUGCCAGCCAAUCGCAAUCCACUGCCUAGCGCAGGGAACACUGGAAUCAGCCAUGAACAUGCUGGUUGAUGUGUUCCAGAGCCACGCUCUCCAAGACGGUGACAAGUUUCACCUGAACCGAUGGGAGAUGAAGGAUCUGUUCCAAAGAGAGCUCCGUCAGCUCUUGGAGUCAAGCAAGAAUAUUCAAAAGUCAUGUCAGAUCAUAGACGAUCUGGACAAGAAUCGGGACGGCAAAGUGGACUUUGAAGAGUUUGUUUCAGUGGCCACGAAGCUCAUCAUGUGCUGCCACCCCUACUUCGAGGAGGAGAACCUCAUGUGUGGUUACAGAUAAAAGUCUCUCAUCUCUCUGUCUCAUCUGUUCUGAAUAUUAACCUCUCUGAUCUUUGUGAUCUGUGGAACGGAUUUUGUCAUUUGAUAAACUGAUCUGAAGAAUCAGUGAUUCAUUAAAAUGAUCCCUGAAA
Messenger RNA from Epinephelus fuscoguttatus (brown-marbled grouper), 570 nucleotides. RefSeq names its product protein S100-A1-like. The coding region runs from base 99 to 440 and encodes 113 amino acids. Gene Ontology annotation, molecular function: transition metal ion binding; calcium ion binding. The record is from RefSeq and is a predicted model, not a curated record. The transcript is spliced from 3 exons. NCBI's taxonomy places the organism in Eukaryota, Metazoa, Chordata, Actinopteri, Perciformes, Serranidae.